Sorex fumeus (smoky shrew) is the source of this 1126-nucleotide messenger RNA. RefSeq names its product exostosin like glycosyltransferase 2 (gene EXTL2). The transcript is spliced from 4 exons. The record is from RefSeq and is a predicted model, not a curated record. Gene Ontology annotation, cellular component: membrane. Bases 118 to 1110 code for a protein of 330 amino acids. Gene Ontology annotation, molecular function: glycosyltransferase activity. Lineage: Eukaryota; Metazoa; Chordata; Mammalia; Eulipotyphla; Soricidae.
UAGUUGACAGAAGUAUCACAUGAAAUUCUCUUAUUUUCCUUAAUAGUGUCAAGAGAGCCUGUUCCUAUCUGUUACUGAAGCCAUAAGGAAAUUUUUUUAAUUUAAAACUUUGCCAUAAUGAGAUUUUGCCACAUCUGCAAACUUCCUGGAAGGGUGAUGGGGAUCCGAGUGCUUCGUUUCUCUUUGGUGAUUGUCCUUGUGUUGCUUCUGGUAGCUGGAGCUUUGACCACUUUGCUUCCGAACAUCAAAGAGGACAAGAUGAUCACUUUGCGGCGGGAAAUAAAAUCCCAGAGCAAGUCUGCCAUGGACUCCUUCACUCUCAUUAUGCAGACUUACAAUAGAACUGAUCUCUUGUUGAGACUUUUAAAUCAUUAUCAGGCUGUACCACAUCUGCACAAAGUGAUUGUCGUGUGGAACAAUAUUGGGGAGAAGAGUCCAGAUGAAUUAUGGAAUUCUCUUGGGCCUCACCCCGUUCCUGUAAUCUUCAAACUGCAGACAGUUAACAGGAUGAGAAAUAGACUCCAGGCCUUUCCAGAACUGGAAACAAAGGCGGUAUUAAUGGUAGAUGAUGACACAUUAAUUAGUGCCCAAGACCUUGUUUUCGCUUUCUCCGUGUGGCAGCAAUUUCCUGAUCAGAUUGUAGGAUUUGUGCCUAGAAAGCACGUCUCUACUUCAUCAGGUAUCUACAGUUAUGGAGGUUUUGAACUGCAAACACCUGGAUUUGGAAAUGGUGACCAGUAUUCUAUGGUGCUGAUUGGAGCCUCCUUCUUCAGUAGCAGAUACCUUGAACUCUUUGAGAGACAGCCUGCAGCUGUCCAUGCUUUAAUAGAUGAGACACAAAACUGUGAUGAUAUCACCAUGAAUUUUAUUGUUGCCAAGCACACUGGAAAAACUUCUGGGGUAUUUGUGAAGCCUGUAAACAUGGGCAAUUUAGAAAAAGAAACCAAUGGUGGCUAUUCUGGGAUGUGGCAUCGAGCUGAGCAUUUUCUGCAGAGAUCUUACUGUAUAAAUAAGCUUGUUAAUAUCUACUCUAGCAUGCCCUUAAAAUACUCCAACAUUAUGAUUUCUCAGUUUGGUUUUCCAUAUGCCAACCACAAAAGUAAAAUGUGAAAGUGAAAAAAAAAAA